Falco peregrinus (peregrine falcon) is the source of this 564-nucleotide messenger RNA. RefSeq names its product HD domain containing 3 (gene HDDC3). Gene Ontology annotation, molecular function: guanosine-3',5'-bis(diphosphate) 3'-diphosphatase activity. The record is from RefSeq and is a predicted model, not a curated record. The transcript is spliced from 4 exons. NCBI's taxonomy places the organism in Eukaryota, Metazoa, Chordata, Aves, Falconiformes, Falconidae. The coding region runs from base 1 to 564 and encodes 187 amino acids.
AUGGGCUCGGAGGCGGCACGGCUGCUGGCGGCGGCGGACUUCGCUGCCAGAAAGCACAAGGCGCAGCGGCGGAAGGACCCCGAGGGCACCCCCUACAUCAACCACCCCAUCGGCGUAGCCAGGAUCUUGGCCCACGAGGCUGGUGUGACAGACCUUGUCGUGCUGCAGGCCGCCCUCCUGCACGACACGGUGGAGGACACAGACACCACCUUCUCCGAGAUCGAGGAGCAGUUUGGGGAGGAGGUCCGGCGUGUCGUGGAGGAGGUGACUGAUGACAAGACCCUGCCCAAGAUGGAGCGAAAGCGGCUGCAGGUCGAGCACGCGCCAGGCAGCAGCCCCCAGGCCAAGCUGGUCAAGCUCGCCGACAAGCUCUACAACCUGCGAGACCUAAACCGCUGCACCCCGGAAGGGAUGGCCGAGCCCCCGCUCCCGAGCCUGUCCCGGCGGCGGGGGACAGAGGUGUCACAGUGCUGGGAAGGGCCGGCCGUGCCAGAGGAGCGGGACCCCCGGCGGAUGCCCUGGCCCACUCAGCCGAGUCCGGUGGGGGCACGCUCGGUGCCGUAG